This is a messenger RNA of Panicum virgatum (switchgrass), 2338 nucleotides long. RefSeq names its product glutathione S-transferase T3-like. The transcript is spliced from 4 exons. Lineage: Eukaryota; Viridiplantae; Streptophyta; Magnoliopsida; Poales; Poaceae. The coding region runs from base 1156 to 2199 and encodes 347 amino acids. The record is from RefSeq and is a predicted model, not a curated record.
AAUGCUCUAUGUAUGUGUUCAAAAGGGGAGGCACAAAUUUCGAGGUGAAAAUUUUUGGUAACUAAACACCCCCUAUAGGAUCUGGAUAUUCUGAGAUUUAACAGCGCUAUGCUUUUAGUGGUAGGUGAUAUUUCUGUCGAUAGCGAGACUUCGUCAAUUUUAAGGAUUUUCUGGUUUAGUUUUCGAAAAUGCUUGUAGGGGUUAUGGUUUGCGUACGUGUGUUUAUAUGGGUGAGUGUAUGUACAUUGUGAGUAGAGUUGUAAUGUUCAAUUAAAAAAAGAAAAAGAAAAGAAACACAUUGUUAGCGGUGGGGUCCUCUAAUGAUCCUCAUGACAAGAACAUGAUUAUCAGAAUUGUCAGAAUCUUUAAUGGUUCACGAUACCUUUCGCGAACACCUACGAACUAGAAUAAGAGCACCUUUCAUGGUUCUUACAACAAUGAUUUACACAAUCUUGUACAUUCUUGUGUGACUAUUAAGGGCUGUGUUCUUCUCCCUAAUUCGAACUCAAAUUACAAUUUUACCCUCAUUUUUUAUUCUGUUUGUGAUUUUACCUCUAUGUUUUGAAAUUGAAGACUCUUUUUGCCCCUGCUCCGCGAACUGUGAAGGAGUCAAAUAAUUAAUUUGGGAAAAGAUAAGUUUGCCCUUGCUAAUAUCUUUCUAGUUUUAUGAGAGGUUAGUGAUUUUACCCCUAUUUGACAUUAAAUAUUUUUUUCAACAUACCGAAGAGAAAUUUGCCAACCAAUAACAAUUUUUAGAAUCUGAGCAAGAAUUCAAAAAUUUUAAAACCAUUAUUAUACAAAUGUUACCAACUAAGAGCAACUCCAAUAGUUCCCUAUCCCUCUUCCCCAUUUUUGUUUUUUUGGGAAAAUGAAAAAAACUCUUCUCCAAUAGUUUCCUAUCUUAAUUCCCCAUCUCCUAACAAUUGGCAUAUUUGCAUCUUUGUGCCUAAAGAUGUGCAGCACUCCGUGACUCCCGAUCGGCCUCCCCGCGAACGAUUUUUUUCCGCGCGUUUCUCCCGCCCUCCUUCGCGCCGCUCUCAUCUUGCGCGCCAUCGCCAUCGAGGAAUCAAGGCCGCCGCCGUCCUUGGAUACGGUUCAGGUACUGCGAGGCCAGCGGGUCCCUGGUCAGUGACGCCGUCGGCGUGUCCUUCCCGGAUGGAUCAAAGGUCCAAUGAAUUGUUUUGGACAAACAUGGUUCAGGGAGACGAUCCCGUUCCUAGUUUGGAUGACCUAGAUUUUUCUUUGACAAAUGAGACCCACCAAACUGAUGAGACUGCUACUCAAGGUCAAGGAAUUGAUGUGGAAGGCCGUGCUGUUGGUACACCACCUCGCAGUUCAAGGCCAAACUCAAAGAGGUCAAAAAUUUUUGACUCGAAGGAGGAUUUAGUGGUGGUCUCAGCUUGGCUUAAUAUUAGCAAAGAUCCCGUGCAUGGAGCUAAUCAAUCUAAAGGAACUUUAUGGAGCAGGAUUCAUACUUACUUUGAGGAAAACAAGACGACUCCUUUUUUUAGAACAGAGAGUUUCAUUAUGCAUCGGUGGAUGACUAUUUUGAAUCAAGUUAACAAGUUUUGUGCCUGCUAUGAAGCAAUAGAGCGUAGAAAUCAAAGUGGUGCAACCAUUCAGGACAAGAUAUCUAACGCAGCAGAGAUGUACAAGGAAUUAGACCAAGAGAACAAGGCGUUCACUCUAAUUCACUGUUGGAACAAGUUGAAGGAUGAAGACAAGUGGAAGACAAAGAGAAGGGAGAUGGCCGACCAAGACAAGAGGCCAAAAAAUAAGAAGCAGAAGGUGCACAUACAGUCCACUACGAUGCAACAGACUGAAGCACAACAAAAUGGCAAUACACCCGUGCAAGCACAAGCAGAAGGUGGACCUAUACAACAAGAAGGAGAAAAGAGGCCGCCCGGUCAGAAGAAGGCAAAAGAAGCUCUUAAGCGAAGAGGUGGUGAGGCUUGCAUGGAAGCUUUAGACAAGAUGUGGGCAAAAAAAGAGGCAUUUGACAGGGAGAAAGAAAAGAAGAAAGAGGAAAGAUUCAUGGCUGCACUGGAGCUAGAGAAGAAAAAGGUGGAGGUAGACCUCAUGGAGAAGGAAGACAAGAUUAUGUCAAUGGACAUGACCUCAUCUUCACUGACCCCGACACAGCUACAGUACUAUCAGAUUAUGCAAGCGAAGAUCGUUGCUCGUCGCCUAUCCAAUUAGAAAUACCUUAAUGUUAUUUUAUUUGAAACCAAAAGUUUAGUUUGAUUUGGUGAACCAAUUUACUUUAUCAUUGUUCUUGUAAUUUCGCUUCACUGAACCUUUGCAUUAUCGUUUAUGGAGCUGCAAAAUUUGGUACUUA